ACGUGACAGCAUCCUCACCAUCCAGAUCAACUCCGCUUGUCUGCAACUUACGACCCUCAACUGACAUGAACAUAUUCGACAACGGGAAUUGAUGCGUCCAGUUACGCGUCCGGGGUUAUUGAUAUGGCAACAACAACAACCUCAACAUCCACGACACCCCUGCCAAUUCCUCUUACGUACAGCAACAGCUUUCAACGGCCACGGUCGUCGCUUUCGUCGCGACACCAACUUCCUCGAACAACAAUUUCUCGAUCCAUUUCCACCCGUGUAUUACCCAAUUCAGGCUCAUCCGGAUCCCACAACCCACCUUUUCAAAUGUCGAGACCCCGUUCCUUUUCCAUCGGAGACAGCUCCGACGACGACUUUCCCGAGCCCAUCAAAUUCAGCGCAUCCGUCAAGGCGUUAUUAGGAGAGGCGGAUGGUUCGAAUAUUGAUACCUCCCCGUACCGUGGAAGUAAUGCGAGCCAUGUCCAAAACGAGCCCAUAAACAUAAAUGGUGAACUACGCUCUCUACAAUCGCGAAAACUACAAGAGAAACAGGUCCGGAUUGCGUCGCCAAGGGAGCGGGCUACAGGGAGCCCGGUCCCAAGAGUCGUGAGAGUCAGUUCGCCCCGCCUUUCUCCAAGCAGUUUAGGCAGAGAAAGCCCCCGGUCAGAAAGAAAGGAUGAAAGCAUAUUAGAUGGAUCUGAUCAGCGCUAUCCUCAUGGUGGGGAUUUUAUUACACCUGCAGCCCCAAGGACCAGAGUAGUGCGAGUUACGGCGUCCAGGAGCAAUUCUGACUCUCAAUCAACCGUGUCACCCAGUGGAACUAGGUCGAGCGAGAGAUCAUCCAGAGAAGGAGGAAGUCGUCUUGGGGACCGUUCCUCUCCCGGCGAUGAGCGACGACGAGAAGAGAAUGUAUACCGAUCUGGUUCUUCACUUAGUGUGCUACGACCGCGCCCUGGUGAGGAUACGGGAAUGCAAAACUCGUUACGAGUGAAGAGGGUUGGCAAAUUAACGGGCUCGUUUCUUAACGGACCAGCGCGUCGUGGUGUUAUUAGAAGGCAAAGUGAAGAUGUGGAAGAAGAGCCGGCAAAUGAUUGGCCAAGUUCAAACGGCAGCCCUCAUACGAGCAAAGAGGAGCCGCAUCAACAGGAAUCUGAACCCCUCCGUGCUCGCGACCAGGAUCUCGAAAAACCUCAACCGUACCUGAGGCACUCCGAAAGUCGUACUGGACCCCCCGUGCCAUUACAGAUUCCGAUGAGACUCCCAGAGCCAGAAAUACCCUCUGAUAGAGGUCUCUUGAGAUCCAAUUCACCCCAAGUUCCUAGUUCAAAAUCGAAAUCUCCAUUAUCAGCGGAGGGAAAAGAUUCGUCACGAUCUACCAGAGACGCACCCGCAUUUUACCACGUGCCUCCUUUCCUUUCGAGACCUACGGGCGGAGGUCAGGAGAAUGAUCCGCCACCAACAUUCAGAAAACCGAAGUCCCAGGCCUUCAGCCUUUUAGAUAAGGCGGAAAAGUUCUCUGUGGUUUAUGACGAUGGCAAGGAGCUAGCCAAACCCGCGCCGCCAACAAUUUCACCUCGUAGACCUCUAGCUCCAAAAGAUAAUAACACUCCACACAGGCCAGCACCGCCCCCUCCUAAAAUGAGCGUCUUGGAAACCGCGACUGCUCCUGCAGGAGCUAGUUCGUCGCAAGCCAGGAAGAAACGAGUACAGGUUACCAUUAAUCGUAAGCCUUUUACUCGAUUAGAUUGCAUUGGGCGAGGCGGCAGUUCUAGAGUCUACCGCGUCAUGGCUGAAAAUUGCAAAAUAUUUGCGCUCAAGCGAGUCAAUUUGGAGGAUGUUGACCCGAUUGCGCUUGCCGGGUAUAAGGGAGAGAUCGAUUUACUCAAAAAGCUUGAGAAUGUGGAUCGUGUGGUACGAUUGUUUGAUUACGAAGUCAACGAGGAGAAGCAUGCGCUUAGUGUUCUCAUGGAGUUUGGCGAGUCGGACCUACAAAGGAUCCUCACGCUACGACUGAAUACAGAAGACGCUAUUUUUGAUUCUGCCUUUACACGAUAUUACUGGAAGGAAAUGCUCGAGUGCGUCCAAGCCGUUCACGCCUUCGACGUCGUCCACUCAGAUCUUAAACCUGCCAAUUUUGUCCUGGUGAAAGGAAACCUAAAACUAAUUGACUUUGGCAUCGCAAACAAGAUCCAGGAUGACACCGUCAACGUCCAUCGCGAGCAACAAAUUGGCACACCAAACUACAUGGCACCCGAAACUCUUAUCGACAUCAAUGCCGCAAGCGGCCUCCCCUCGACGGUUGGCAAGAUGAUGAAAGUCGGUAAACCAAGCGACGUCUGGAGUUUAGGUUGCAUCCUCUAUAAAAUGGUCUACGGCGACCCGCCCUUCGCGCAUAUCACCAAACCCUUCGAGCGCAUCAUGGCCAUACCGAAUCCGAAAGUGAUCAUUGACUUCCCAGCUUUCGGCAUUGGUGGUGCGUCCGUACCACCGGGCCUCAUCCGGACUAUGAAGCGCUGCCUUCAGCGCGACCCACGUCUGCGACCCACGGUGCAAGAAUUGCUGGGGCAGCGAGAUCCGUUCCUAUAUCCAGAAGCGAACUUGGAGGGUUCGGUGCCAAUGACUCAGGAGAUGUUGGGGAGGAUAUUAACUAAUGUCGUCAAUCAUUGUCGGGCAAGAGGACCGCCGAAGGAUGAGGAUCUCGCUGCGUGGCCGGCUGGGUUCUUUGCGAAGAUUCAGUCGGCGCUCGAAGAAGAUGCCCUUUGACCUAUUGCGACUGUUCGCUGUCAUUCAUUAUUUUGUAUUUUUUUUCUCUUUCCUUUGGUUUCCUACCCUUGCCUUCUACGGCUUUCUAUAUUUUGGAUAGGUGUCUUGGGAUCAUUUCAUGGGGACUUUUCAUUCUUGUGGUGAGUUUAGCUUUUGGCCGGGUGUUGCGGAGUAUCUUUUCCCCCCAUGGGCCAAAGGCUAUUAUUGGGUUUGUCUUGGCUAUAUUUCCUUUCCUUUUUAUUAUUUAAUACCUUGCCUAGGGCAUAUUUUGAUUGUUCGAUUCCAUUUGCUGCGUUCCAGCGUUGUCUUUUCUUCGGGAGAACUACCCACGUACUUCAUACACUAUUUCCACGCUUUAUCUCUGUUUCUUGGAGUCUUGUUUGAUCAACUCUUCCAGCGCCUCGACUACUUGUUGACAUUACCAUACAAGUCUAUAACUUUCGAUAGAGACCUUUUCAUUAUUUUAUACAUCAUCGUGGAUAUGAACAUUUACCCUUUACCAUUCUGGAGUGUUGGAGUUUUCCUUUGGCUUUCCCAUCGCAAGGCGGACAAUCUGUUAACUGACUACGUCAGUGGGUGACCAGCUCAACUUGAAUGUCGCAUUGCUAUAUACUUCUGCAUUUACAAGGAUCUUCUGAACAUACAAGAAAACAUGACGUGUAAUUGGAAUAUAAUGGUACAUGACAAAAUUUUUAUCCAAGGCAUGGGAGAGAGAAGGAUUGAACAGUUCCUAAAUGUCGGGUAGCCGAACCACAAAAUCCCACAGCACCGAACCUCUUGCAUCCUGCGAUAAUAUACACUCAGUAAGCAAACAGAAAAGAAGGAUCUGUCCCCCACUCCGCCCAGCAAAAUAACCCAAAUAUGCAUGCAAGAAAUCUGACGUUUUCACCCCUACUACGUCUGCUCUCCCUCCACCUCUUCACUCACAAUCUCCGCCCCCUCCCUAACCAACUCAUCCACCCCCUUAACCUUCACAUCCACAACCCUCAGAAUCGUAUACCUAUGCUUGCUCUUUACCCGCCUCACAUGUCUCUGCCUCUGCUUGGUCUUCUCCUUAAUCCGCAGCGGCUCCGACUCUGUGCCAAUAACCCUCACCCGACACUCGAAGAGUCGCUCGUCAACGUACGGCGCCCCCUUGAGCGUGAAGUCGCGCGAACCGAUCACGGACGCCCGGUUGAAGCGGAGGAUGUCGCCGGCUUGCACGUUGGGCAUGAGGAAGGGGAGGCGCAGUGUGUCCCCCUCUGUCAGGAGAUAGGGGCGCGCGUGGAGGUGCGCGGUGAUGUAGUGGGGCGUUUGUGUUGUGAGAUGUGGGAGAAGAGAGGUUAGGGAUGGCGUGAGGGUUAGGGGCUUUGUGAAGGUGGGUUGAAUCGGGAGUUUGUUUGGUGGGAUGGUUGGCGUUGUCGAUGCUGAUGUUGAUGCGGAUGAGCUUUGUAGUGUGGACAAUUCAGAUUGUGAUGGGACAGCUGUCUCGGGGGUUUGUGAUGUAGUCUGUUCACUGGAACCCUUCGUGGGUGACUGUGGAGGGAUUUCAGGGGCUGUUGCAUGGAAGGGAGUUGCUGAGGCUUGAUGCAUGCAUGCUGCUCGAGUCGACGGGAUGAUGGAGGGCAUCCACCGGAUGUCGAGGGCGGUGCGGAAGGUAGAUCUCGCGAACAUGGCUGCUGUGGUAUUGUGCAGAUGUCUCCUAAUAAUACGACGGGUGUAAGGCCUGAUCAUCCGUCAAUUGCUACGGAGCGUCCGCCUCCUUCAAGAUGGCGGUAUAUUGCUUGUCUACUCCAAAUGAAGUUGGAGAAAAUCAAAAUCGGGAUGUCGCAAAUAGCCGCUGCGGUUACCGUACAAGUCACAUGUAUUUGUAGCUUAUGUAAUAAUCAUGUGAUUUCGCUAGUUUUCGCGAUAACCAACCUCAA
Molecule: messenger RNA, 4655 nt
Organism: Blastomyces dermatitidis ER-3
Lineage: Eukaryota; Fungi; Ascomycota; Eurotiomycetes; Onygenales; Ajellomycetaceae
Product: TTK protein kinase
Exons: 1
Coding region: 124-2751 (875 amino acids)
Biological process (GO): peptidyl-serine phosphorylation; meiotic spindle assembly checkpoint signaling; protein localization to kinetochore
Cellular component (GO): kinetochore; spindle; nucleus
Molecular function (GO): protein serine/threonine kinase activity; protein serine/threonine/tyrosine kinase activity; ATP binding
Source: RefSeq, a predicted model, not a curated record